AAGCCUGCUAGUCAUUUUGUACUAGGAUUUGGAGGCAUAGGCCUAGAGGUCUGGAACGGUGGCUUUCCGGGGCUGGCUUAGCUUACUUAUACCGCCGGACGUACUUUUAAUAUUUAUAGAUUUUUUACAUGAUUGAUAUUAAUAGUAUGUCUUGUUAAAUUUUUUUUAAUGCAAAAUGUAUGUAGGCAUUCCUAAAGCCUAGGUAUAGUUUAUUCGCUGACAACUUAUUAAGUUCUCAAUGAAAAUGUGCUGAUCAUGAAUUGAUGUUGGAAUCUGUAGCAGAGUAGUACUACUACUACUACUAGUAGUAGUACAGUAAUACUCCACAAGGGAUCACUGCCACUAGCAAUUUGCAAAGAUGUAGUUACAUUUGAAUCGGUGCACUCGAUGUUAUCAUUGAAGGGACAUUUGGAGAUGAGUCAAAGAUGCGAGGAUGGCAGAUCUGAUCUUCGGUGCCAAAAAUGGGUUGUUAGAUAACGUAAAACAGCAGCUUAGAUUCGGGGUUGAUGUCAAUUACCGCGAUCAGAAAGAUGGUGCCACUGCCCUCUACUGGGCAGCUUGCAGUGGCCACGCAUCUGUCAUAUCGGUCUUGUUAGAUGCUGCUGCGGAUGUUAAUGUGACUGUCAAGUGGGGGUCAACUGCACUCCAUGCCGCAGCUGAUAGAGGUCACACAGAAUGCAUGAAGUUAUUACUUGAACAUAAUGCUGAUCCAAAUAUUCAAAACCAGAACGGAGAUGCCCCACUUCAUCUGGCUGCCUACAGAGGUUAUGAGAAAGCGUGUUUGAUUCUGUUGGAGUUCAAUGUCGACGUAACUAUUCCAAACAAAGGAGGCAAGAAUGCCCAGCAAGAAGCCCAGGCAGGCCAACAUUUUGAACUUGCUAAAAUACUAGAAGAAAAAUCAAGAGGCCGCUUGGCAGCUUCCUACCCUCAAUACCAACCAAACCGGAAAACGGCUGUAGGAAGACUGCCCUCUACUGGCUAUUCUAACAGUGAUCAGGAAUUCAAAAUGGCAGCAAAUUUCAAUAUUACGCCUAACAUAAUGGGGAAUAGUGUUGGAUUUGGAAACUUACCAAUGAGAACAGACCCAGUGUUUGGUGAUACAAGAGAUUUAUUGCCUGCGGUUCCUUCACGAAACAUGCCAGUUCAAAAGACAUUUUCUGCCCCACCCUCACCAUCAGAGAAGAUAACUACCUCAAAUAAACAAAGAGAGGGCGGUUCGCCUGGAAGUUACAUGUAUGCCAUGCAGAUGACUAAUCAGGAAGCCAAAGGAAUUAUCGAUGACCUUCAAUUGAAACUUGCAAUGGCAGAGUCUGAAAAGGAUGCUUUGAAAUCUAAAAUUGCAAAUGUUGCAGAGAAAAGAUAUUUUGAGGACAGUUCAUUAUCUCUUACAACUAUGGAGAGCAACUCUCUGCAACGUGUCAAAAAUGAGCUUUCCCUUACAAAACAAGCGCUAUCUAAGUCUGAACAAAAAAAUAAACAACUUGAAAAUGCUUUGGCUAAAAAAUCCAAUAUACAAAACCCGCUAAAUAACCUCUCAGCUAGCCCAGGAGAUAAUUCGCAAACUCCACAUAACAUAGCGAGUGCAGCAAAGAGUGCAGACUUUGGCCUGCAGCUCAUCAAGGCAAUCUCUGGGAUUGGCAAGAUGUUUUCCUCAAGAGACACAAAUUUAUUCCCGAUUAUGAGCAGCAGUUUAGAAGACAUGUCCUCCGUUACUCUGCAACUGUACCAAACAAAACUAUUAGAUCGGUUGAAAAGUGGAAAGAUUAGUCUUAAGAAAUGGCGUAACUGCAAACUGGAUAGACCUGGACAGGUGUGGACUAUGGGUCACCAGUACAAAAUUGUAAAGAAGGGACAAUUUUCCAAAACAGUCAAUAUUCUCUUAACUAGACAUACAUCAGUAGCAUUUGAAAUUCUUCAUCAUGAUAAAAAAUAUAUUAUGAAGGUUAUGCCAAAUGAGCCCGAUGUUCAAAAUAUUCAUUUUCCUGGCAGGAAUGCAGACUACCGUUCAUUUAACCCAGUGAGAAAUGAGCAAGAGGUCCUUUUGCGUCUGCCACCACAUUCAAACCUAGUUUCUGUGCUACAUCACUAUGAGAUUCCUCUCAGAAAACUUGAUUCAAACUUCAGUCACAUAAGGGAUCAAAAAACCACGAUUGCAAUUAUGCCCGAAUAUCUUAUGACAUUGUGCAAGCUAAUGGGAGUCCAACAACAGAAUCUUUCUGUACCAUAUGCGCUCUCUGAGAAUUUCUUUCAGCAGGUCCUACUACAGAUCCUCAAAGCUCUUGCCCAUCUGCAGGAUAACAGUAUUGCCCACAGGGAUAUCAAACCAGAUUGCGUUUACAUCACAGAAAGUUUACAAGUUGUGCUGGGUGGGUUUCGAAUGGCAAUGAAAUUGACAGGACCGAGUGGACAACCAAUUCAGUUUUCUAAAAGUUGCCAGAUUGGUGCAGGUAAUCCAUGGGCAUGGACACCAGAGUUGAAAAAGUGGGAGAAAGAUGGUCCACCAAAGUCUUGGGAGAGGAAGGUAUUCUUGACUCAAGUGUAUGAGAGUACGGACAUCUAUAACUUAGGAAGAAUGGUCUUCACCCUGAUGAAACACGAAAGGCCAGAGCCACAGUCUACGCCAAAUAUGAUUGCUCAUUGUGGUAUGACAGACUGGCGGGUUGUUCCUGCUGGAUAUUCCAAACCUUUCACUGAUCUGUUACAGGAGAUGUUUGCUAAGGAUCCCCAGGAUAGACCUACUGUGAAAGAAGCUAUAUUAAGGACGUCUAUGAUGCUCUAUGGACCAAAAAUUGAUGAAGUUCAAAGUCAACAGGAUUGCGACCUAUGGGUUGUAUCACAGUGUUCACGAUUGGUUGCGCAAAUGCCUGAUUUAAGAGACAGGGAUUGUAGCAACAUGGCAACAGAGGAGCUAGCUCAUGCUCUUGACUGGGAGCUUUGUACAGAUUAUCUAACAGAAGUAUCCAACAAUGAACUUUGGCAGUUAAUAUGCAGCUUGCAUCGAAGGUCUGGACACAGAAAGGAAAUGAAUACUUGAAAGACUCAACAUGGAAAUAAUACCAUGCAGUAACAGAUAACAUUUUGUGUCGCUGUGUGGAUUACUUUGUAUCAUGGGAUAGUAUUUUGUAGAGGAUGUCUGUGUUUUACAAUUGAAACGUAAACCAUACCAGGACGUACAAAAACAUUAAGGAUAUAAACAUUUAAAUGGCGUGACCUGCUAGAAUAAACACAGCCUCUUGUUGUCCGUGCAAAACAGUUGUAAAUAACGGAGCGAGAAUGUGAAUCUAGCCAAUGGCUCUGACAACAUAUCCCAUUUUUUGACAAUUAACAAACUGGAUAGAUAUGUGGUUACGGAAUUAUGAAUUCAUGGUUGACUUCCAAAUUUGAAGAUUUGAAUCUAUCCAUCUAUUAUCACUUCUGCAUAUUUUACCCUGGUUUGCUAAUGGAAUAUCAUGUUCUCAGUACAAUAGAAUUAAUUCAAGUUUAACUUGAAUACUAUGCUUAUCAUCAUUUAUCUUAUUUGUGGAAAUAACACAUUACAGUAUGUUGCUAUGUUAUAUUGCUACACUGAUUGAUUUGAUUCCAAGUUUGUAGAUCAUCUGGAAUGUAUUGUUUGUUGUUCACAUUGGAACAGAAUUUGAAUGUGUCAUGUAGAUUAAAUGCCAAAUGAAAUACAAUAUCACGUUUAGCGUAAACAGCUAUAUCUAAUAGCCUUACAGUGGUUGACGUUUAUCAUUAUCUUGAACAAUGCUCACUCUCCCAGGCAACAAUAUUACAUUAUAAGAAUGUUACAAUAACAUUACAGUUUGGUGUUAAAAACAUUAUUUGCAUAGAACCAUAUUAAGUACAUGAUUAUAAUCUAAUUUUGCAACGUCAUAAAGUUUGAACGCUCCUAAAACAUUGUGUGAAUGCUAUUUUGUAACGUACCAAACCAUAUGUAUUGUGUUAGUUGGGCUGUGACUUCCUGCUGUUUUAAUAUUUUCAAUGAUUAAUCAGAAAAAUACUGUAGAAGAUGCGCAUUGUUACUCCAUAAAAUGACUACUGUUGUGCGCCAUAAUCGAUUGUACGUUAUGUUCUUUAUUAAAACAGUUGAUUCUAUGAACUUGCAGUGGAAAGAUAGGCUGCCAUCAAUAAAGUCGCAUAAAUUAUUUCCAAACUAUUUUUCAUUUGAGUUCGAUUAAUGGGCCUGUAUGUAACACUGUCUUGCACAAUAUUGCUGAAUAAUGAAAAGGAAAAUAUAGUGGAUGCAAAUGCAAUUUGUAUUUAUGAGAAUGUAGAAAUGGAGACUGGGGAUUUAAUGUCAAAACCUAUGCUUCUGCUUUGUACAUAAUUAUAGAAAAUAAUUAUUAUAAAAUAUUAUUGUAAUAAUUAUAUAAAGGAUUAAUUAUGGUCUGUGUACCAGAUUUAUUGUGUGUUUCUGUAUGAGAUGUUAGCUAAUAACAAGUUAUCAUCUGAAAAACAAUUAUAGUUAUAAUUAUAGGUAAAAUAUUGGAAUUUAUAUAAUUUUCAUACUUAAUUACAAUGACACACAGGUGGCAGGCUCACAAGUGAAAAUUGAAUAUUUCAGUGGUAUGGUUUAUUGCAGGGGUGGGCCUAAAAAUGGGUAGAGGGGCAAACUGGAUUUUUGGUGUAACACUGAGAGCCACAAGUAAUUAUGGUUGAAAUUUGACAUUUCCAAUGUACUUGCAUAAACUACAUACACCAAAAAGUUUUAUUUUCAGUUUUAUUGUUGAGUUUUACAGAUGUUCAAUAUCGGGCUGUAACUACAGGGGGGUUUUCUAACCACAGGCGGUAGGCAAGCUACACACAUGAUAUUUAAUAUAUUUUCAUGGGCUACAAUAAAAUUGCCAUUGGGCAACAUGAGGCCGACAGGCUGCACUGUGCCCCCUGUCAUGUAUUAUAUUAUUCCCCAUAUCUGCAUGUGUUUUUAAACACCUCCAUAAUCCCUUAUGUAGUAUACUAUUAUUAUUAUUGUUGUUAUAUAUUUAUAUCAUUUCACUUGUAAUACCCAAUAUUGACAAUGAUUAACAAUAAUAUUUUAGAUAUGUACAUUGUAGGUGAUAUAUAAUAUACUUAAUUAUCAAUGAUUUUUAUAAUUCAUAAUGAAGUAUAUAGUAUACUUAAUUAUGAAUAAUCAUUAUAGUUAAUUAAGUAUAUUUUUAAUUAUGAUUACCUAGUAUUUAAAAAGAGUAAAACAAACUUGUUUAUACUGUAAGUGUCUGUAUCAGACACCUUAGUACUGUCUUAAUAAUAUCAAGAUAUUUAUCUUAGUACUUGUACUCCAGUUUAUUGGAGAAAAGUAUUUUUAAUAUAAUAAAAUAGUUGAAGUAUUAGUAAUAAGCUGUAAGUGGAUAUAUUAAUUUAAAAAUAAGAUACUGUCUGUGUUGAGGUAAGAAACUACAUGAAGUUCAAUAUUUGAAUUUCUUUGUAUAGUAGGCAAGUUGUUACAUUAAAAAUUAGAAUAAAUCUUUUUUCAUUGCCAGUCAACAGAAAUAUAAAAACAUCUGUUCUAUAUGCUUGUCUUAAGUUACCCUUAAAUUGACUGUUAAUCAAUUUUAAGUUUUUUCCUUGUAAUUAAAAGUUUGUUAGUCAGCAAACAUUGAAUUCUUGUAGUAAA
Anneissia japonica is the source of this 5614-nucleotide messenger RNA. RefSeq lists its product as uncharacterized. NCBI's taxonomy places the organism in Eukaryota, Metazoa, Echinodermata, Crinoidea, Comatulida, Comatulidae. Gene Ontology annotation, biological process: protein phosphorylation. The coding region runs from base 434 to 3034 and encodes 866 amino acids. Gene Ontology annotation, molecular function: ATP binding; protein binding; protein kinase activity. The record is from RefSeq and is a predicted model, not a curated record. The transcript is spliced from 11 exons.